AUGACGUUAGUAUCUCCGAUACCGUUUGCGUUCCGAUUAGUGCCCAUCGGAGGGUUGGAGUAGGCGCUGAGCGGCAGCGGGGGAGCAUGGAGAUGCUACCAAUCCCAGCGCUGUCGAAAGGGGGGGGUCUAGCCAUUGUUGUCCGUUGGGGACUCAGAGACGCAGCUGCACAGAUGCGAUGAAGGAGGAACUGAGCUUGGGAGGACAAGGAACAUCCAGUAGCAUCAAUCCUGACUGUCCUCGACGUAACUGGUAUUGGGAACAAGGUAGCUCUGUGGCUUGAACAGAACGGUACGGGAGCUUGGGGCCCUCGAGAAUGGGCGAAAGUGUUCAACGAUCCUGUGGAUCUUGUGGAUAGUCGGGGUGGCUGCAACAAGAGCCAAUCGAGCCUGAGCUGGGUCUGAAGAAUCUUGAAGUGCUGCUGCUCAUUCCCCGGCAUAUGCAGGCAAAGUUCGCAGUCGCCACGUUGCACAAGCUGACAACCCUUCUGCUUCCACCUCCAUUAAUUUUCGUUACACAGGAAAUUGAACUUCGCGUGAGUACCAAAACUACCAUGCAACGAGGCUCAUGCUUGCUAGUGUCUGAUCGCUUUCGCAUCUCCUACGUGUAGCAACCCGGCCACGGGCGCUCAAAAGAGCUUCGAGAUCGAUGACGAGCACAAGACUCGCGUCUUCUACGAGCGAAGGAUGGGCCAGGAGGUUGACAUUUCUCAGCUCGGGGAGGAAUUCAAGGGAUACGUUGUCCGCAUCGGUGGAGCCAACGACAAGCAGGGAUUCCCAGCCAAGCGUGAGUGGACCCUGCAGCAGCCCAAGUCCACAGUUGCCGUGCUGCUUACAUACCUGCUCCCGAUCUUGCAGAGGGUGUGCUUGCUCCCAACCGUGUCCGCCUCCUUCUCGGAGCCGGCGACAGCUGCUACCGUCAGCGCCGAACCGGAGAGCGCCGUCGCAAGUCCGUCCGCGGUUGCAUCAUGGGUAGCGACAUCCAGGCCUACCAUCUCAUCAUCGUUAAGCAGGGAGAGAAGGAGAUCCCCGGUUUGACUGACGCCGAGUCCACUGUGCCCAAGCGUCUCGGUCCCAAGCGUGCUAACCGUGAGUAGGAGCGAAUCCAUCCAGAGGAUGGCGGGCAAGCAGGUGACAGCGUCAGUUAUUGCUUUGCUCUGCUGCUGACAUCACUGCUCAACGUUUGCGCCCCUUUGCAGACAUCCGCAAGUUCUUCAACUUGACGCCCAAGGACGACGUGCGCAAGUUUGUCAUCCGUCGCGAGGUCACCCCCAAGAAGGAGGGAGCCAAGCCAUACACCAAGGCGCCCAAGAUCCAGCGCCUGAUCACAUCUCAACGUUUGCAGCGCAAGAGACACCUGCGCAGCUUGAAGAAGCGCACCACUGAGCGUCAAAACGCCCAGAAGAAGGAGUACGAGGUUGUGCUGGCAAAGCGUCAGGCUGAGGUCAAGGAGCGCAACGCUGCUGCUCGUGCUCAACGCAAGUCUACCCGUGCUGCCAAGCAAGCCUAA
Ceraceosorus bombacis is the source of this 1509-nucleotide messenger RNA. NCBI's taxonomy places the organism in Eukaryota, Fungi, Basidiomycota, Exobasidiomycetes, Ceraceosorales, Ceraceosoraceae. The record is from the annotation of a GenBank genome assembly.